This is a messenger RNA of Pieris macdunnoughi, 432 nucleotides long. Lineage: Eukaryota; Metazoa; Arthropoda; Insecta; Lepidoptera; Pieridae. The record is from the annotation of a GenBank genome assembly.
AUGUCGCCGACACGAGCUGCAGGUUUAGUUAUAUACAGAUACUCUAAUGAGCUAAUACAGUUUCUUCUUUUACAAACCUCAUAUGGUAUACAUCAUUGGACCCCACCUAAAGGCCAUGUUGAUCCAGGCGAAUCUGACUGGGAGACAGCAUUACGAGAGACACAAGAAGAAGCUGGUUACAGAAAGGAUGAUUUAGAGAUUGAUCAAACCACAAAGAAAGUUCUCUCUUAUGAAGUAAAUGGAAAACCCAAAGAAGUGAUAUACUGGCUAGCAAAAUUAAUUGACCCAGAAGCACCAGUGAAACUUUCAGAUGAACAUCAGGAUUUCAAAUGGCUACCUUUACCACAAGCCCAAGACUUGUCAGGUUAUGAUGAUAUGAAACAGUUACUUUCUGAAUAUUAUGGACUAGCAUCUCGUAAAUUGAAGCAAUGA